Molecule: messenger RNA, 5137 nt
Organism: Podarcis muralis (Common wall lizard)
Lineage: Eukaryota; Metazoa; Chordata; Lepidosauria; Squamata; Lacertidae
Source: RefSeq, a predicted model, not a curated record
UGUUGAGGGUGAAGCUCCUGGAAGUGAAACAGGCACAUCAUUGGAUAGUCCCUCUACCUAUCAUCAAGGAGCUAUAACUCACAGUUCAGCUCUAAGCCCAGACCAUUACGACCAUUCUCCAUACGGGCUGUAUUCUGUCUCCCCAGGGCAGCAAAGGCCCCGGAGGCCAAAGCUUCAACACUCAACAUCCAUACUCAGAAAACAAGCAGAGGAAGAAGCUAUUAAAAGGUCGAGGUCACUUUCAGAGAGCUAUGAACUCUCAUCGGACUUGCAGGAUAAGCAGGUUGAAAUGCUAGAACGGAAAUAUGGAGGCCGUCUCAUAACUAGACAUGCCGCUCGUACUAUACAGACUGCUUUUCGCCAGUAUCAGAUGAACAAAAACUUUGAGCGGCUUAGAAGUUCUAUGUCUGAAAAUCGUAUGUCAAGACGCAUUGUUCUAUCCAAUAUGAGAAUGCAGUUUUCGUUUGAAGGACCUGAGAAAGUCCACAGUUCUUACUUCGAGGGGAAGCAAGUUUCUGUUACAAAUGAUGGGUCAAAACUAGGAGCCCUUGUCCAAUCUGAAUGUAGUGACCUUGGAGAAUCGGCUACAAUGAAAUCUCCAGCAGCGUCCACCGACUUUGCUGAUGCCAUAACGGAACUGGAGGAUGCUUUUUCGAGACAAGUAAAAUCUCUUGCCGAGUCUAUUGACGAUGCAUUAAAUUGUCGUAGCAUGCACUCUGAUGAGGUACAGAUACCCGAUCAAGUCAGAAGUCGGGAAAUAGAGAGGGACAGUUGUCAAACUAAACCAACAAGCCAUAAUGUGGACCACAGGAAACUUGAUGAAAUGACUGCAUCUUAUAGUGACGUUACAUUGUAUAUUGAUGAAGAAGAACUAUCCCCACCACUUCCUCUUUCCCAAUCAGUAGAUAGGCCAUCUAGCACAGAAUCUGACCUAAGACUUCGGUCAAUGAACCCAUCUCAAGAGUACUGGUCUAUGACACACAAGGAUCAUAAGAUAGAUACUGACACGAGCUGCAGAAGUACCCCUUCACUAGAAUCCCAGGAACAAAGAAUGAGAAUGGAUCAUUUGCCUUUGCUAACUAUAGAACCACCUAGUGACAGUUCAGUGGACUUAAGUGAUCGCUCAGAGAGGGGAUCAUUAAAGAGACAGAAUGCAUAUGAUCGAGGAAUUACUAGUACGCAAGGUAGUCCCAAGCAUAUCUCACAUGGCAUCCCUACCAAGAUAAUUUCCCGAGAGGACCAGGAGACUAGACAUAGACCAAGGCCUAUUGAUAGCCACUUAGCCAUUAAUGGCACAGCAAACAGGCAAAGCAAAUCUGAGUCUGAUUAUUCUGAUGGAGACAACGAUAGCAUUAAUAGCACUUCCAAUUCCAAUGACACAAUAAACUGCAGCUCAGAGUCUUCUUCUCGAGACAGCUUAAGGGAACAAACACUGAGCAAGCAAACGUACCAUAAAGAGACUCGCAAUAGCUGGGAUUCUCCUGCCUUCAGUAAUGACAUCAUCAGGAAACGUCACUACAGGAUUGGAUUGAACCUUUUUAAUAAAAAACCUGAAAAAGGAAUCCAGUACCUAAUUGAGAGAGGCUUUGUGCCAGAUACGCCUGUUGGAGUUGCUCAUUUCCUUCUGCAGAGAAAAGGACUCAGCAGACAGAUGAUUGGAGAAUUCCUCGGAAAUCGACAAAAGCAGUUUAACCGGGAUGUGUUGGACUGUGUUGUGGAUGAAAUGGACUUCUCAGCUAUGGAACUAGAUGAAGCACUCAGGAAAUUCCAAGCUCAUAUCCGUGUUCAAGGGGAAGCUCAAAAAGUAGAACGACUCAUAGAAGCUUUUAGCCAGAGAUACUGCAUCUGCAAUCCAGGUGUUGUGAGACAGUUUAGAAAUCCUGAUACCAUCUUCAUCCUAGCUUUUGCAAUCAUAUUAUUAAACACAGAUAUGUAUAGUCCAAAUGUGAAACCAGAACGCAAAAUGAAGCUUGAAGAUUUUGUCAAGAAUCUAAGAGGUGUAGAUGAUGGUGAAGAUAUUCCACGGGAGAUGCUUAUUGGGAUCUAUGAAAGAAUCCGAAAGCGGGAGCUCAAGACAAACGAGGAUCAUGUGUCACAGGUCCAAAAGGUUGAAAAACUCAUAGUAGGAAAGAAACCGAUUGGAUCUCUACACCAUGGACUUGGUUGUGUCCUUUCUCUUCCACAUCGGAGACUUGUUUGCUACUGCAGGCUCUUUGAAGUUCCAGAUCCAAAUAAACCACAGAAGCUUGGAUUACACCAGCGGGAAAUAUUUUUAUUUAAUGAUCUGCUUGUGGUCACUAAGAUCUUUCAAAAGAAGAAGAAUUCAGUCACAUACAGUUUUCGACAGUCCUUUUCCCUCUAUGGAAUGCAGGUGCUCCUUUUUGAGAAUCAGUAUUAUCCUAAUGGCAUACGGCUCACAUCAGCUGUUCCAGGAGCAGAUAUAAAAGUUUUGAUAAAUUUCAAUGCGCCAAAUCCCCAGGACAGAAAGAAAUUUACGGAUGAUCUGAGGGAGUCUGUUGCAGAGGUACAAGAAAUGGAAAAGCACAGAAUAGAGUCUGAACUUGAAAAGCAGAAAGGUGUAGUACGACCAAGCAUGUCUCAGUGCUCUAGCCUGAAAAAAGAGUCUGGCAAUGGGACAUUGAACCGUGCCUGCCUUGAUGACAGUUACGCCACUGGGGAGGGUCUUAAAAGGAGUGCCCUUAGCAGCUCUCUUAGAGACCUCUCUGAAGCAGGCAAGCGUGGGCGUCGCAGCAGUGCAGGAUCGCUAGACAGCAAUAUGGAAUUUCAGCAUUUUGAGCCACCCCAGUCACAAGGACUGUACAUCUAACUGGCAGAAACAAAAGGAACUGCAGAACUACACCAGCAGAAUUGUGAAUGUGGUUUAAAAGAAGAGGAAGGAAAAGUUCCAGUGAGAGAUGGGUGAAACAAAAAAACACAAAAAACGGUGUUGCUUCGGAAUGUAGAAGUGAUACGUGAAGAUGACUCUUAUGUAUUGGUGACCCCCGAUGUCUCCAGUUUGUUUUGUUUUUUUCUCUCCCUCUCCUUCUUGCUAUGGAUUAUAUCAUGAUUACCAGCAAAACUAAAAACCAAUUACUUCUGUUAACUUCCACUCAGCAAAAACAACCACCUAGAGUUUAGUCUGCUGUUCAAAUUUGUCUGUUAUUUUCUACGCGUGCAAUACUUCCUGUUUUGUUCCCCCCCCCCCAUAAAUUAACUACAUAUGAAAUGAAAGUAAUAAAAGUCAAUUUGAUGGUCAUCCAGGCAGAUUACUGAAGAGGGUUCAUCUCGUAAGCCCCCUGAGGCUCGUUGUUCCUUGCAGUUUAAGCAUUGUUUGUCCUUAUGAGGGAUAAUAGAACUGUCUGCAUGUCAUCUAAUGUUAAUAGUAUUAAAGCUACACUCUACAUAUUGUAUAUUUGCAAAAUAUAUCAGUGUUACUGUUUAUAUUAGUUGAAGUAAAGUAAUGACAUAUUUAAAUAUGUAGACUUUUCUUCAGACCUUUGUACCAAUAGUAGAGUCUAACUGUAAUUUAUAAGUUGUUCCAGAAAAGAUAAGUAGCUGGUGGGAUACUUCCCCCCCCCCCCCGUGUUGUCGCUCAUUGAAUAUUCUGCAUGAACCAGACUCAAAAACACAUUCACUGGACAACCACAUUGCUUUGCAUUUGAUGGGUUAAUAUUGGCCACACACAAAAGUACUUUAGUGUUGCCCAUCUAUUUAUACAAUUUGGAUGCCCUAGGGAACCCCAUGUAAGGUUUUAAACUCCCAUGCUGUUGCUUGUUUUAAGUUCACAUACACACAAACAUCCAUAUAUGAUUCAUAUGAAUUCCGUAAAAUGAAGGUUAUACAUUAUUAUUUAUUUCAUUUUCUUGCCAUAUGCAUAUGGAACAUAUAAGUAGAGAGAAUGCGUUAGAAACAUGAAGUGCAUGAAUCUCAACGUUCCAUGAAUACCGAAGGAGGUUCAUUCCCCCCCCCCAUAAGUAUUUUCGAUAAGAACAUCCUGUAACCUGCAUUACUUUUCAAAACUUCACUGCUUUUUAGAGGAGCAGUCUAAGGUGCCAGAAUCCCUUUUAUAGACCAAGAGUACAGAACCGUUUCUCUUAGAUUGGGAAAAUGACAGCAAUCAUCAUUAGCUUCUAUGUGCAGUUAGAGGAAAUAAAUUUUAUAGCAUGCAGCAGGGGAAAAGUAGUUACCGGAAAGCUUUUCUUAGUUUUUUCCGUAUUGAUUAAAAUCCAUACAAAACACUAUUGAACCAUGUGUCUUUCUUCCCAUGAAUAGUAUGGCUAGGUAAAAGCAACAAUUUGAAGUUAAAAGAAAAACUAAAUAACCUUGCAAAAAUAUCUUUUCUGGGACAACGUCAAAUAUGUAUUUGUUUUAAUCCUUUUAAGUUAAGAAUGAAAUGUACAACAAUGUAAAAAAAAAAAAGUAAUCCUAAUAUAAUGUACGUCUUGUAUUGCUAAAAAGAAGUCUUCAAGCAUAACAUUGUAGGAUGAUUUUCCCAUCAAGCACUGCAUGCAGCAGAAGCCUCUUGUUUCUUGAUUUUAAAAUGAGCUGAAAGACAGUCAGCAGCUAUUUAAACAAUGACUCUCUACAUGUUGACUUGCUGUUCCAUAUAAAGCUGUGUGUUUACUGCAGUUAAGCAUGCAUUUUGCUGUUUCCGUUGUAAAAUAUCAUCACAUCUUGCCUGCAAAAAUGAGUAAUUGUGUAUAUAGUUAAAGGAAAAAAACUUGACCAAUAAUAAGAUAAGAUUUUGAGGGAGGGAAAGAAUAGCGAAGCCGGACCAAGUAGGGAGAAUAGCUAAUUCUCUAAAUUGUACAUAGUGUGUAAAUUAGUAUUAAUAUAAGUCUGCAGUCACUUUCAGGUUGCAUACAGUACCUGUCUCCUGCUAGGAACUUUAAUCCCAGCCUUGCGUUGUAUUAAACUGUUGGAAUUAGGUCUUGAAUGCAGACUGUUAAAAGACCUCAAGAAACACCAUGCUCAUGAAAAGCUUCUGUUAUGGGAGGCUUCAGACCAUUUUGUAACUGUUGGGAAGGAAGGAGUGCUUUCAUUUUAAUAUGCAUUGUUUGUAAGUAGUAUCAGACCUUAUCGUUGUAAAACUAUAACUGUGAUUAUGUGGGAAAUCAAAUAAAUCACUUUGAACUCA